GAAUUCGGGUACUGAAGAGAAAGAAGAUUCUAGAAAACAAAACAAAACUGCGGAAAUAUUGAAUGAAUCAAUAGAAGAUUAUUUAGAAGAACUGGAGCUUUAUAAUAACUGGAUAGUUGACUUUAAGAAAAAAAAAGAAGAGCAACAAGCACUUUAA
This is a messenger RNA of Ambispora leptoticha, 157 nucleotides long. The record is from the annotation of a GenBank genome assembly. NCBI's taxonomy places the organism in Eukaryota, Fungi, Glomeromycota, Glomeromycetes, Archaeosporales, Ambisporaceae.